Lagopus muta (rock ptarmigan) is the source of this 3003-nucleotide messenger RNA. RefSeq names its product Kazal type serine peptidase inhibitor domain 1 (gene KAZALD1). The record is from RefSeq and is a predicted model, not a curated record. Gene Ontology annotation, biological process: regulation of cell growth; regulation of signal transduction. Bases 183 to 1076 code for a protein of 297 amino acids. Gene Ontology annotation, molecular function: insulin-like growth factor binding. Gene Ontology annotation, cellular component: extracellular region. Lineage: Eukaryota; Metazoa; Chordata; Aves; Galliformes; Phasianidae. The transcript is spliced from 5 exons.
UGGCGCUGACAUCACGGCCGGUGGCAGCGGAGCCCCGCGCCGCGCGGCUGCCAAAGCCAUUGUGCAUCGCAGCCGUCGGUGGCGCCCGCACAGCGUUCCGAUCGCGAUGGCCGCUUGGCUCUGACCCAUCCAAAUCUCCACCCGAGUGAUGCUGGAACCGGGCUCUGGGAGCGGCCACGAGGAUGCCUGAGGUGCUGAGCUCCUCCUGCCUGCUGCUCUCCCUGCUCACCCUGCACUGGGCUUGCCUCCAACCCGGCCGAGCUUUCCCCAGCAGCGCUGAGUACCUGCAGCGGGGCUGGCAGCGGCUGCUGGAGGAGGGUGAGGGCUGUGCCGAGUGCCGGCCAGAGGAGUGCCCGGUGCCGCGCGGCUGCCUGGCCGGCACGGUGCGGGACGCCUGUGACUGCUGCUGGGAGUGCGCCAACCUGGAGGGACAGAUCUGCGACCUGGACAACACCAACCACUUCUAUGGCAAAUGCGGGGAGCACCUGGAAUGCCAGCUGGAGGCUGGAGACCUGCAGCGUGGCGAGGUGCCUGAGCCCCAGUGUGCCUGCCUCUCGCACCAGGCGCUGUGCGGCUCCGACGGCCGCACCUACCCCCAGAUCUGCCGCUUCCUCGAGUCUGCCCGUGCCCACCCCGAUGCCAACCUCACCGUGGUCCAUGAGGGUCCCUGCGAGGCAGGUAAGCCUCAAAUCACCUCCCCUCCUUAUGAUGUGUGGAAUGUCACUGGCCAGGACGUCAUCUUUGGCUGCGAGGUCUUUGCCUACCCCAUGGCGUCCAUUGAGUGGAGGAAGGAUGGCACAGAGAUGCUGCUGCCAGGAGAUGACCCCCACAUCUCUGUCCAGUUCAGAGGUGGCCCCCAGAAGUACGAGGUGACUGGCUGGCUGCAGAUCCAGGGCGUGCGGGUGACAGAUGAGGGCACGUACCGCUGCUUCGCCAAGAACAGGGUCGGGGCUGUGAUGGCAGUGGCCAGCCUGACCGUCCUCACUCCGGACCAGCUCAACCUGACGGGCUUGUCCUUGCCGGAACCCCGUGCCGUGCCUGAGGACUACGUGGACAGCGAGGAGGAGUACUACUAGCCCAGCUGCGGAGCUUGGCACUGAGCAGCACUCGCCCCAUGGUGCUUUGGGGUCAGGGAUGGAUCCAGAGCACACACCCCAGCCCUGAACAACUCUCUGAACACCUCUGUUUUGGGCUGGAGACAGAGAAUCAGAGAAUGGCCUGGAUUGGAAGGGACCUCAAGGAUCAUGAAUCUCCAACCCCUCUGCCACAGGCAGGACCACCUCCCCAUUUAAUACUAGACCAGGUUGCACAGGGCCCCAUCCAUUCUGGCCUUGAACACCUCCAGGGACGGGGCAUCCACAACCUCUCUGGGCAGCCUGUUCCAGAUGACAGUGUGGCUUGUGUGUCACCCUCAGGCAGGGACACCCAGGAGCUUGCUGCCAAAACGCCCUUCUUUCCCAUCUUGUUCUUAACCAGAAAAGUAGUGAUUUGAGGCAACCUGACAUUUGUGGUUUCACCCCUCGACAAUGUUGUCCUGAAAGCCCACGUGGCCACAAAUGCUUUGGCCUUUUUGGAUCGGCUUUAUGCUUCUUCUCCCAAGCAGCUCUCUAUGCUGACAUCUCAGUGAGUGAUGAGCCAAGUGUACACGCAAUGCUCUGAGCAACCAACAGGGAUCGUCCCAUGGGGUCCCUCCAGGUUGGCUGCUCUCCUUCCCUUUCUUCUUUCUUUCCUUCCUCUUUCUCUUGAGAGCUGGCUCAGACGAUGCAAUUACAGCAUCAAAACCUGAGCGAGCAAAUAAAAGGGGUUUGUCUGAAGUUGGCAGCGGCCUGAAAUUCCUUCAGCCAGUAAGGCUGGGCUGGCCCCUACCCAUGCUGCAGCCAGCAGUAAUGCCUCCCCAACCCCACCAGGUCCCUGCACCUCUGCGGUGUCUCCUGGGCUCUUUCCAUGAUGGUGAAUUCCGUGGAACUGGGACAGCCCUGGCUCCUGUGCUGCUUCUGCUGCUGCCUGAGCCGUUUUCCCCCACUGCUAAUCCCCUCCCUGUUCUGUACACCAAGUGUUUGUGGAACUGGGCCAUGCUGUGGCUGUGGCUGCAGUAGGGAAACCUGAGAGCAUCCCAUGGCUCGGAGCCACCUGGCCCUUUGCUGGCCCCUAGCCAUGCUCCUGUGCCAGCCCUGCCUGUGCCACUGCGUCACCAGGCUGGUGGGGACUGAGGGGCUGGAGCCCAUCCAUAGGGCAGCAGCUGCAAAUCCGGGUCUCCACUCCCUGCAAGGCAGUGGGGUUGGUGUCCCCUGUGCCACUUAAAAAUUAAAGGAGCUGAUAUCGCUAUGUGCCUGGAAUCGGUCACUGCCACAGAGCAUAAUUGAGGUUAUUUGUUGCCUCUGAAAUGUUUGGUCAGCUCUGCACGGGUGCCUCCUUGAGGGGAUGCAUGAGGAUAAUGCUCAGCUCCGGACACGUAGAGUGUUCUGGGAAUCUGGGGAGCCUCACUAAUAUGGCCACCAGGUGCACAUUCCCCAGCACCUCCUGUCUGCCCAGGGCACUCCAUGAUACCAAAGGCUAUUGCAGGGCUGGGGACAAAGGAAAGGGUCCCAUCCUGCUGUCACCCAGGGAUGUGCACUGAAGGAGCAGUCAAACCUCCACCAAACCCAAAGCCCUGUAGGGUACAUGCAAGGUUGGUGCUUCUUUGUCACCCCAAAUGUUUUGGCUGCUCUGGUUGUGCACUCACAGAUCAAGCUCUGGAAUCAGUUGCUUUCUGCCACAGAUCUGUGGUUUCUUGAGCCCAAAUCCACAGUGCAUGCAACCCCUGCUGCUGGGUUUUUCCACAGCCUCUUGCACGACGGCACAUUCUGAUCCACAGGACGCUCCAGGACCAGGGUGGUGACUGCCCAGGGGUGACACGAGGGUGUCCCACUGCCCUAAUGGACACUCUCAGUGCUCGUCCCACCCUCGCGUCCUGGUGCUGCUAGCGGCUUGUUCAGGCGCACGCAUCCUGAGCAGCCACCGAAC